AUGGCCCAGCCUGAGUUCAGGGCUUCGUGCCCCUCUUUAAACGACCACAAGCUCCAGCCAACAGGUGGUACCGACUGGGAUUCUUAUGCCACCAGGAUGAAGACAGAUUUCACCCGCAAGACAGGAGCAGUGCCCGCUUUGAUCUGUCAAAAAAGUAUCAGAAGAUUAGGAUAUGCAUAUGCACUUAGUGAUCCCAUUCUGAAUACACAAUACAGUGACGAGUACGUUUGGAAAUCAUAUUCUAAGGAAAAUACCAUAAAAAAUGGGUCUUCAAGAGGAUUAAGGAGACACAAAAAAGGCUACAUUGAAUGGACACUACCUCCAGAGCAACUAAGUGAGACAAGAAGGGGCUGCGUUCCUUGGAAAAUUCCUGCUUCUAUGGAAGAAAUUAAGAAGGCAAUAGCAAAUCAGUUUGUUUCCCACACCAAGAGAGAUUUUGUGGAUCUAGACAAAGCUCAGGAGAUUAAGAACAGUUCUCCGGUGUGUGUAGACUGGAAAAAGUACCUUCCCCGGCCCCCAGACACUGAAUUUCGACGGAAUUACCAAAUUCCAGCUAAAAUUCCUGAGUCACAGGAUUUUAGCUUCCGAUAUGGAUGCUACUCAAACCUGUCAGUUGCUUCUAAAGGUCUAGUCCCUUCGGUGCUACACAGCUACAUGAGAACCCAAGAACGUACAAAGAAGCAGACCACUUACCAAAGCGACUACGGGAAGGACCACCUGGACUUCUUAAUGAUCUUGAACUCCAUCACGCCCUGGCAAAUCAGUAAUUACCUUAAGACUGUUUCUGGCAAAGCUGCACUUCGGCCUGGGGAGGAGCAGGGGUGGCCUGGAGCCCAGCCCCCGGCCUGGCUGCUGCGGGCCUGCCUCACGCGGCAGAGCAUGCGCAGUCACUCCACUGGUUUGGAAGAGUUGGCCCACGGGAAGACACCCCCACACCACACAGACCUGGAGCGGAGGCUGAGGGCUGAAAAGGGCAAGUCCCGAAGUGGGAAGCCCAGGUGGGCGACAGACGUCAUCAGCAUGCCACAGUUCAACAAAUUGAUCGUUGGGACUGGACGCUGUGAACUGCAGCUAUACGAACUCUCUAACCUGGAGCCUUACUGUCAGAUCAGCAGCCUGGAAGCCACACCUCUGAAACUGGACUACAGCUUCCUGGAUUCUGACAAGUGCCUGAUUCUCUACGGCGAUGACCAGGUAGGUGUGGGGGUGGAACUGAGUCAGGAACCAGAAGACCAUCUGCUGUCCUUUGCAGAAGAAGUGAGGGGGAGGGAAGAGGCUGGGAGCAUCUGUGUCUCCAAGCUGAGCUGGAAUGAAGAGGAAGAGAGUCGAGGAAACGCGGCCUCGUGA
Messenger RNA from Marmota monax (woodchuck), 1347 nucleotides. It is a transcript of the gene Tex26, whose product is annotated as testis expressed 26. The record is from RefSeq and is a predicted model, not a curated record. The coding region runs from base 1 to 1347 and encodes 448 amino acids. Gene Ontology annotation, cellular component: cytoplasm. Lineage: Eukaryota; Metazoa; Chordata; Mammalia; Rodentia; Sciuridae. The transcript is spliced from 10 exons.